Messenger RNA from Clavispora lusitaniae ATCC 42720, 1587 nucleotides. The record is from RefSeq and is a predicted model, not a curated record. NCBI's taxonomy places the organism in Eukaryota, Fungi, Ascomycota, Pichiomycetes, Serinales, Metschnikowiaceae.
AUGGCGGGCAUUCGUGAAAGACACAAAGUUAUAAAAGGGCAUGUAAACUCCUUGUCAAGUCUAGGAACAGAUACGUCUUGGACUUUGGCACCAGAUGAACAGGCUGAAUGCUCGGAAUCUCGUUAUACAAAAUGGCAAAAUAUGCAAAAAUAUGAAGACAUACCUUUCGACUCAAUUGGUUUCAAAAACUCAGAGCCAGAAUCUACUAUAAGAACCAGGAUUUGGGCAUCUUUAAGGUACCAAACCCUUUUUAGGACCAUCUCCGGCUUCAGCAACUACGAAAAAGCACUCAAGAUACUAUACUAUCUGGAAAAUUAUAAUCUUGAGAGGGAAUUCCUUGUAGAGCCAGCUGACCUUGAAGAUGAGUUAGAUGCGUUCUCGAGGAGGAAGUUUCGAUUACUUGUAUCCAUGCAAAGAUAUCAACAUUUGAGAGAUGAAGAUUUAGUGGCUACACAACUCACGGCCGAAUGUUUUCCUAACUUGCAUAUUUCUUACAUUGAAGCAGAAGAGACAGAAACAGGCACAUGUUACUAUUCUGUAUUGCUAAAUUCCACGAAUGAAAGAGCAGAAGAAAGCGAAGAUAUAAGGUUCAGGAUAAAGCUUUCUGGAGAUCCAAAGCUAGGGGACGGGAAGUCUGACAAUCAAAAUCAUUCCAUCAUUUUUCACAGAGGGGAGUACAUUCAAGCGAUUGAUUCUAACCAGGAUAAUUACAUCGAGGAAUGUUUAAAGAUAAAGUCUGUUUUAGCUGAAUUUGAAGAGCUAGACUUGGAUCCUACUUUCGAAUAUGUUCCUGGAAUGAGCCAUGUAACACAAAAGCCAAGAGUGGCCAUGGUUGGUGCUAGGGAAUACAUUUUCUCAGAAAAUAUUGGAGUGCUAGGAGAUGUCAGUGCUGGAAAAGAGCAGACAUUCGGGACAUUAUUUGCUAGAACAUUGUCCAAAGUCAAUGCUAAACUUCACUAUGGCCACCCGGACUUCAUCAACUCUAUUUUCAUGUUCUCUAGAGGCGGAAUUUCUAAGGCCCAAAAAGGCUUGCACUUGAAUGAGGAUAUUUAUGCUGGGAUGAAUGCAGUAGGCAGAGGAGGGAUCGUAAAACAUUGUGAUUACUAUCAGUGUGGAAAAGGAAGAGAUUUGGGAUUUGCUACGAUCCUCAAUUUCAACACGAAAAUAGGAGCUGGAAUGGGUGAACAAACACUUUCCAGAGAAGUGUUUUACAUGGGUACAAGACUCCAUGUUGACAGAUUUUUGUCAUUUUACUAUGCUCAUGCUGGCUUCCACUUGAACAAUGUCUUUAUCAUUCUUUCAGUAAGUCUUUUCCUAGUGAUAUUGGUCUUCUUGGGGUCCUUGAGGUACGAGUCAAUAUUAUGCAUCACGGAAACUGCUUCAUCGACUGUGGAAGCUAAUAUUCCAUACGGAUGCCGUAAUCUUGUGCCUGUUCUCGAGUGGAUGAACAGAUUUGUUCUUUCUAUGUUCAUUUGUUUCACGAUUUCUUUCCUUCCCAUCACCGUCCAGGGAAAUAACCGAAAAAGAUGUGCUAAAUACAUUGAAAAGAGUAACACACCAUUUCUUCUCCUUGGCGCCUUUGUUUGA